Messenger RNA from Haliotis rufescens (red abalone), 6320 nucleotides. Its product is annotated as phosphatidate cytidylyltransferase, photoreceptor-specific-like. The transcript is spliced from 11 exons. Gene Ontology annotation, molecular function: phosphatidate cytidylyltransferase activity. Gene Ontology annotation, cellular component: endoplasmic reticulum membrane. The record is from RefSeq and is a predicted model, not a curated record. Lineage: Eukaryota; Metazoa; Mollusca; Gastropoda; Lepetellida; Haliotidae. Bases 117 to 1466 code for a protein of 449 amino acids.
UAUACGAGAUCGAAAGGGCACCUGUGGAAACAGGCAAACCAAGAUAGCUGAGAGGGCUACCUCUUCGUAUAUUUUUCGUGCAAUAAUUGCGAUUAAGGGCUGAUCAAUCCGGCCUCAUGGCAGAAAUCAGGCAAAGAAAUGUGACAAGUGCAGAGCAGCCGAGAGAGGCCCCGCCCGAUGCUGCUGGCAAGCGGGAGGAGGAGGAGGAGGAGCCGGCGUUGCCCCCAGAUCUGUCCGGAGAUAAGCUAGCCCAAGCCUCCGACAAGACAACCGAAGCUCUCGAUUCAGCCCUCAAAGAUCUCACUCCAAGAUGGAGGAACUGGGUGAUACGAGGUAUUUUCACAUGGUUGAUGAUCUUCGCAUUUGCAUUCAUCAUCUACCUUGGACCUCUCGCGCUGGUUCUAUUGAUAAUGGGAAUCCAGAUAAAAUGCUUCCACGAAAUCAUCAACAUUGGCUAUGUGGUGUACAAGUCCUAUGAGUUGCCAUGGUUUCGUACGCUCAGUUGGUACUUCCUGUUUGCUUCCAACUACUUCUUCUAUGGCGAGAGUCUGAUUGAGUACUUCGGAGUCCUCCUGUCGAGAACUGAAUUCCUGAGUGCGUUUGUGACGUACCAUCGGUUCAUCUCAUUCUCCCUGUAUGUCGCCGGGUUUGUUGGCUUCGUCUUCAGUCUCGUCAAGAAACACUACCUCAAGCAGUUCACACUGUUCGGCUGGACCCACGUGACGCUGCUGAUUGUAGUCACCCAGUCCCACCUCAUCAUCCAGAACGUAUUUGAAGGCCUUGUAUGGCUGCUCGUCCCUGUGUCGAUGAUCAUCUGCAACGAUAUCAUGGCCUACAUGUUCGGGUUUUUCUUUGGAAAAACUCCUCUCAUUAAACUGUCGCCCAAGAAGACAUGGGAGGGCUUCAUAGGUGGCGCUCUCUCCACCAUCAUUUUCGGCAUCAUUUUGUCAUAUGGACUGGUGCAGUUUGACUUCUUCGUGUGCCCCAUCCACUACGACGAUGUGAAGGGGGCGCUGUCGAUGGAGUGCGAGAGGAAUCCUGUCUUCAGGGUCACCGAGUACAACCUGCCAGAAACCAUCCAAGGACUCUUUGCACUGGCACGGAUCCCAUGGUCCAGCAUCAAGAUCUACCCCUUCAUCCUCCAUUCCACUGCACUUUCCAUGUUCGCCUCCGUCAUCGGGCCUUUCGGGGGAUUCUUUGCCAGCGGCUUUAAGAGGGCUUUCAAAAUCAAGGACUUUGGUGACACGAUCCCUGGUCAUGGCGGCAUCAUGGACAGGUUCGACUGUCAGUUCCUUAUGGCUACAUUUGUUCACGUCUACCACUUCAGUUUUAUCAGAAUCCCUAACCCGCAGAAGUUGCUGCAGCAUGUGUUGAUGCUGAAGCCGCACGAGCAGCUGCAGGUGUUCAACUUGCUGCGGGAUCGACUUGCGGAACGCGGAAUCCUCAACGCCACACAGCUAUUGUGAUCCUAGCCUCACCAUGUUGUUAUUUAUUGGUUCAUAAUAUAUACAAGUGUCUCAUGAGUUGGAUUUGGAGGAAUUUACAAACACAACCUUUUUGUGAAGAUUUAUGUACUGGUAAUUGAUUUAUAUAUCUUUAAUAAAUUGGAUGAUACGAUUCUUGCGAAAUGUAAAUAAAUGUCAUCAAAAUUCAAUAAAGUUAGAAGAAAAUAUUAAUUUAAUCCAGUAAACAUGAUUUAUCUGAGAUUUAAAUCCUCAUGUAAGGUUGUAAGGAUGCAUCUGGGUGGUUUGUUCUGAGAUCCCAUCAUUGAACACUUGUUUCAUCAAUCAUAAAGUUUAUUGUUGUUUUAGUAUGGGAUGAAAGUCGGUGAAAGAGUAGUUUUAUGUGAAGAAAAUUUAUACAGAAAUAGAAUUUUUAACUAAUGGUUGAAAUCUCAAUUGCAAACUGAUGCUGUUUUCUUUCCUGAAUUGUACAUAUUAGAAAAUGUGGAAACAACUGGUUCUAUUUCUGUAUGAGUUAACGUAUGUUAGAUUUUAUCACAACAUGUCCAUAUUGAAUGUUCUGGUAUGGUUACGAGGGGGAUUGUGUGUGGUGUUGUGACUGUCUAGGGAAAUAGUAGCAGACAGGAGUAGAUAUGUGAUUAAUGUUGUAAAGGCAAAAGGCUUUCACACAGAUAAAUAUUCUACUCAAAAGAAGUUAAAGAACAUCUGUCUUAUUCAUAUGACCAUAGUUAAUCUGUCAUGGCCAUGACAUAUUAACUAUAGUCAGACGAAUAAAUUGGGUCUAACUUAACUUUUUUUGAGUAAUAUAUGUAAUAUUUUCAUAAAUAUCUACAUAAUGAAUGCAUGUAUCACAAAGACAAAUAUCAUGGCAUUUAUGAUCUUCAAAUAUUGUUUGAUUCCAACGAACAACUUUAUUACACAUUGUUGUGUAUGUUGAUUUUAGGGCAAGAUAAAGUGAUCAAAUAAUGGAACACAUGGUCACUUGAACUAUCACAAAUAGGUCAGUGAUUUUCUGUCAGAUAUGUGUUACCUUCAACCAAACCUACUACUUAGACUUAUUGCUGUUAUACCUUUGUAGUUUCCCAAGGAAUGUGACAUGUCUGGGGAAUGUAGGGAAGCUCUUCAUGUUGACGAGGCUAUAUUGUGAUGGGGUCUGAGUUACUUCCCUUUGAAUAAACUUCACACUGAUAAUAUGGUGGGUUUGACGGUUAGUUUAAGAUAUUGCAUUAAUUAAAUACAGGUGUAAUACAAAUUGUAUCCUAUUGACUUUGAAGGCAUUCAGUAUAUCUUUGAGUGUUCGUGAAGAAGAUCAUGUAAGCGACUAGUUUAUUCGACUUGCAGGCAAACUGGGUUUUGUGUUUUCUUGUGUACUAGCUCCUCUCCAUCUUCCAGAGGAUAAAUCCAGAUGCAAAUUAAAGUGAUUUGUGACCUCGUGAUAAGUAAACAUGAUUAGGAGGUCUGGGAUUAAGGAAAGUUCUUUCUUCAGAACGCUACAUGAUUUGAUCAGACCAAAUACAAGCAGAGAAGAAAGAUGUUAUUAUCCUUUGUUUUCACCCAUUGUCCUGUUUAGUUAUGCCUUUUGAUCAUUUAACAGCCAUGCAGAAGUAGGUGGUAUAAAUUGUCAACAGUUGAAAUGAAAUAUGAUUUGUGAUCAUGGUGAUUUGGCAUUCAAUAUUUUCGUUCAGUUGGCAAGAUAUUUUACUUGAAAAAAACUACUUUGCUUUUUGACUGAGUUUUGGAGAGUUGUCCCCCUUGUUCAGUUUCAUUAUCUCCCUUUCUUAGCAGUCAUGGGGAACAGUUACUGCCAGCUGUGUGGCAAUUCUUCGAACUGUCAGAAGAUAAAACAAUAACUAAAUGCCAAUUUGCUCCAUUCAAAUCGCUUCUGAGGGUGGCACAACCUCUGCAAGGAGGAAUCACCUGAGACUGAAAUUUUCGGUUUGCCAGGGCUAUGGUAAAAGAAAUUCCCAAUCAGACAUUUUGUACCGGUAUCUCUUGAGACCAACAGUGGGUACCCGGGUAGGGUCGGGUAAUAGGGUUGUGUGUACCCGGGUAGUAAAUUUGGACUUGUCCCAGCCCUAAUUGGAAACUACUGCAUCUUCUUCAACUGCUGGUGGCAAGACUACAUCAGCUCUGCUUUGCAUGGCUUUCUUAGAAAUGUAGAUUCUACUGGCUCUAUAAAGUUGUAUUUAUUUCAAAUUUGGUUUUAAAAGUUCUUAUGUUGUAUCAUCUGUGAAGCAACAAUAUGUAACACAAAAUAAAAUAACUUUGAUCUUUGAAAAAUGUAAGGAGGAACAACCCACAUUAUUCAUGAUAAUGUUUAAAGGUAUAUUACCAUGUUUGAAAUUCUACAAAUUACAUUUUCGGUGAAUUGAGUAUUUUUGGAAAAAUCUUUUACCAGCUUUGAGAAGGUUUUAUGCAACCUUGUUAUUGACAAACACAUAUUGCUUAUCACCUGAAAGUGUUAGGUGCUAAAAUAGUAACAAGGCCAAAUUAGGAGGGUAGAUUUUUAAAGUUAUCGGAUUGAUUGCAAGGCAAGGUUUAUCAAACCAAUAUUUCAGUUUCAGAAGUCAUAAAGACAUAUGUGAUAUUCUUCAAUUACUGAGAUUUUGAGAAUGUUUUUCAUAGAAUUUCAUUAAAUAUAUGUACUUCCCGUUAAACCAAACUGUAAUUCAUGUAAUUCAUGUUUUCCCCAAGUCUUCUGAUGUAACCAUAGUAACCUGCUUGCCUCUUUCUGGCUCCAUCCUGCAUUCAUCUGUCAUCAAGUGCACAUUUCAGUCAUCUGAAGAUUUCUUAUUUUAUGAGUAAAAUUACAAUUAUUUUUUCUUGCGUUUUAUUUUUAUUGUUCACAUAUUCAGCUUUUACAAGUUUCUUAUUGUCUAAUGUGAUACGAUGCCAGCUGGGCUCUUGAGAGUCCCCAGUAGCGGCAAACCACAGCCCCCUCAGAGAAUGGGGAAGGGUUGUUGGAAGGCAAAUAGAAUGUGAAAAUGGAAUUAAAUAUUGUGUGCUAGCUUGUAAUUUUUUGGUCAUCAGUAUUCAUCAACUUUUCAUUACUGAUAAAAAAUGAAGCAAAGUAUAAUUUCAGACAUUUUGGCCAAAUUUGGGAAAAUAUUCCAAGCAGCAGAGGUCUAUGCGCACAGGUAUCAAAACUGAUAUCGUGACUGUUCUCGCAAAAUUCCUAGCAAUUGUAACUCUAAUGUUGCCAACAAUUGUAAAUUGCCUCAGCUAUGCCCCAGUUAUACGCGGAUUUGCAGUAUCUGAUACUAUUAUUUGAUAAUGAUAACAAUUAUCUCAGUAAUUUGUCGUGAUCCUGGUCUAGACUUAAUAGCCAAUAGACAAGCACACUGUCAUGUUUGUUUGUAAACAAGGAAAGUAGUACCUACCUGACCUUUCUUAUUUGCAUAUUUAUCCUUAAAUGAUCCCAAUAAAUACUGUUUUUAUUUGUUGGCUGUAUCCUGCCAAGAAAUCUACCCAUUUUAUAAGACAGGAUAUGUAUAUAUAAAAGAAUUAUGAAUAUGCAACUGACUCACUUGAUGAAACAUUUAAUCUUUCUCCAUGGUUACUGAUGCAGUUGCAGGAUGCCAGUGAGUGACUUCAUCAGACCCAGGCAACAAUAAAGAAGCAUUGGUUCAAGGCAACCCAAGAUGCUCAUGCUAUCAACCACUGGUUUAUCACCAUUAUAUACAGGCUUCUGUGUAAAACUUGACUUACUCUCCGAUGUCAGUACCAGAAUUUGUAUGAAUAGGUCUUCAGUAACAAGGAUAGCACAGCAAAUUUUACCUCAUUUUUUUUUAUCAUAGUACUGGCCUAGUUUGAGGAAACGGCAGUGAGAGUGGUGCUCUUGACUAGGAAGUAGUUACCUCAACUAAACAGCGGGACACAUGCAUUAUACCGGACACCUAUCCGCCAUGUUUGUUUGAUGCUUCUAAUAAAGCCACAUGCAACAGCAUCACUUUUUGAAAAAUAGGGCGAUAAAGCUCAAAAUAAGCAGAAAAUGGCCCUGCUUGUAUUUGUAUGGUUUAAUAUGAUUAAACCUUAGAAUUGAAUAUCAAAGCUAUGCAUAAACGUCAAAAAUUGGACAUCAACAUCGAAAAAGCACUUGAAAAUAGAAGUUCAAUCAUGGCGUGCGAUAACCUUAUCAGUCACAUCCCUGGAGCGAACACGUUAUAGUUUGUAUCUACUUUGGUAAUUAAACAUUUCAUUUACUUACGAAAGCAUUUAAUUCAGGCCGUUGAGUAGGGGCCAAGCUCCCCAAACCCCUUGUUAUCUAACAAGGGGACAAAAUGGCAUCUAAAAAAACGUUACUAAGGAAUGAGCUCAUGCACAUCCCUUACCAAAAUGGCGGAAGGUGUCCGGUAUACUGCAUUCUUCCCGAAACAGCCGUUUUUGUGCCCAGAUGAAAAUAUCACUUAAUCAAGUUUCAUCAAUGUAAAACAAUGACCAUUAAACACUACCCACUUAACCAGCCAGCUAUUUGGUAGUGAUGGCAACAGGGGAGAUAACAAUGUGAGAGAGAAAUCACUGCCAUUUUGUCAUUCAAUUUCGAAGGGAAUCAUCAUUUGUGAAUGCACAUCUGUGUAUAUUUUAGGUUAAAUUAUACAAGUAAUAACAAAACAUGUUAUAUAUUCAUGAAAACACAAUUCUCUUAUUGAUAUAAUCCGAACAUCUACCAUAUUUGCUGUGUAAAGCGCCCUGCUCCAAAAAGCGCCACCAGACCAAGUUCUAGAGGAAAGUACUAAUUCGACGUAAUAAGCGCCCCGCUCUAAUAAGCGCCCACGGCGAUAUUUGCUAAUAUAUUGGCUAGGGAACAAUCCCAGUUAGCACCCCUUCUGAUUAAUCAAGGUGCACAAGACUUAUUUA